Molecule: messenger RNA, 1272 nt
Organism: Hevea brasiliensis (rubber tree)
Lineage: Eukaryota; Viridiplantae; Streptophyta; Magnoliopsida; Malpighiales; Euphorbiaceae
Product: L-galactose dehydrogenase
Exons: 5
Coding region: 79-1050 (323 amino acids)
Biological process (GO): L-ascorbic acid biosynthetic process
Cellular component (GO): cytosol
Molecular function (GO): L-galactose dehydrogenase activity
Source: RefSeq, a predicted model, not a curated record
UUUCUUACGCUCACAUUUUCCUUCAAAACGAACUUCUUCACCCUUUCUUGCUUACCAAACUCUCUCUAGCCUAAUCUCAUGGCAGCUCCAUCCCCUAACCUCGAGCUCCGACCCUUGGGAAACACUGGGCUGAAGGUGAGUUCUGUGGGUUUUGGGGCCGCCCCUCUUGGUAGAGUCUUCGGCCCCGUCUCUGAAGACGAGGCCAUCGCCUCUGUCCGUGAAGCCUUCCGCCGUGGCAUCAAUUUCUUUGACACCUCUCCGUACUAUGGAGGAACAUUGUCAGAGAAGAUGCUUGGUAAGGGACUUAAAGCCCUAGGAGUUCCUAGAAAUGAAUAUGUAGUGUCAACAAAGUGUGGACGGUAUAUAGAGGGCUUUGAUUUUAGUGCUGAAAGAGUAACUAGGAGCAUUGAUGAGAGUUUGGAGAGGUUGCAAUUGGACUAUGUUGAUAUACUGCAAUGCCAUGAUAUUGAGUUUGGGUCUCUUGAUCAGAUUGUGAAUGAAACAAUUCCUGCCCUUCAGAAACUAAAGGAAGCACGGAAGAUUCGUUUUAUUGGUAUAACUGGACUUCCAUUAGGAAUCUUUACUUAUGUGCUCGAUCAGGUACCACCUGGUACAGUUGAUGUGAUUCUCUCAUAUUGUCACUACAGUAUUAAUGAUUCGACAUUGGAGGAUUUACUGCCUUAUCUGAAGAGCAAAGGUGUGGGUAUAAUUAGUGCUUCCCCACUUGCAAUGGGACUCCUUACAGAGAAUGGCCCUCCAGAGUGGCACCCAGCCUCUCCUGAGCUAAAGUCUGUGUGCCAAGCUGCUGCUGCCUAUUGUAAAGAGAAGGGAAAGAGUAUUACCAAGUUAGCAAUGCAAUACAGUUUGUCAAACAAGGAUAUCUCUUCGGUUCUGGUUGGCAUGAACUCUGUUGGACAGGUCGAGGAAAAUGUUACUGCUGCCAUAGAACUUGCAAAAUUUGGAAAGGAUCAAGAAACACUAGCUGAGAUUGAAGCUAUUCUGAGCCCUGUCAAGAAUCAGACAUGGCCGAGUGGAAUCCAAAAGAGCUGAUGGUUUGGCCAUCUCUAAAUCCUUUAAAAUUCUGCCCCAAGAGAGGGUCAUGAUCAUCACUCAGUAUUAUGCUGAUGGAUCUGGAGCUUAAUAAAUUGCAUGAUUUGUUCAUUCGUCUCAUGAAACGUUCAAGAGGUGUAUAAUAACCUGAUAUUGUAAUCAAAUUGACUUCAAAACUUAGAUUCAGUUUGUUUCAAGUUAUAGCAACACCAUAAUUUUCAA